CACAGAGUAUGAAACGAAAAAAAGCCGUUCUCUCGCAUCUUGAGAAGUUCACUCUAUUUGUUUGUUUCGCGUCGUUUCGUCUCUCGUGCGGACUGGACAUUUUGUCAAAUUAAAAACCGCCUAGUUGACUUUCAAUCCUAAAGUGUAAUGCCGUGAAAAACUGGAGUGAAAACAAAUCUCCCGCAUCUUUUUUGUCUCGUGUGCUCUGAAAUGACAAACGCCAUUUCUGUUGAGAAAUAAAGCAAAUUGUCGCGCUCGGUUAAGAAACGUCUCCUCGGAAAAAGUGACAUACAAUUAGAAACGGCCGGAUCAUGUCGGUGCUUGUCUGUUUCAGUUUAAAAAUAUAAUUUGCCUUCGUUGAAUAUUCGGAGGAAAACAGUGCAUCGACUCGAAAAAAACUAAGUUAUGACAACGAUGGAUUCUGAUUCUGAGAGUCAGGACAGCGACGACGGUCGCCGAUUUCGAUUUGAAGCAACCCGAAAAGACGCAGCCUCAGUCUCUCAUAACAGAAAGCGAGUCUCUCCACAUUCAGGUCGUUCAGGACGACGCUCCCGAUCUCGAGGUCGAUCGGAUCGGGACCGCAAGGAUAACGAAAGAUUUUCAAAUCGGGGCCGAAAUUCUCGAGCGGGACACAAUUCAAGGCAAACGUCGAGAGACCGAGACUUGAAAGACAGACGUGAUCGGCAUUCGUCUCAAAACUACCUGAAGGAUACAAAAGAUGCUCACGAUUCCAAACACCUGAAGCAAAGGAACGGUUCAUCGACUCUGAGAGAGAAAGACGAUCGAGAGACGAGAGACUCGAAAGAUACAAAAGAUUCUAAAGAUACAAAAGAUUCUAAAGAUACGAAAGAUACAAAAGAGACUAGAGAGCCGAGAGAAUCCUACUCGAAGAGUUCUCGAUCUCACGAGAAGGACUCCAGGAACUCGAAAGAGUCCAGGAGUUCCCGUGACCGGAAUAGGAAAAGAUCUCGAGACAGAAGUCGCAGCGACAGAUCAUCGAGUGAUAAGCAUAAAGCUAAAGUUCAGGAGAAGCGGAAAAGCCAUUCCAAGGAUAAUCAGGCCCGAGUUAAGGAAGAUCGAGUUCCGGAGAAAAUCGAGGAGGCAAAAGCAGCCCCCUUGUUGAUCAGUCAGCCCGAGAACGAGUUGAAGAAGGAAGUUGCCGAGUUCAAUCUUUCGGACUUCGAGAUCGUUUCAGACACGGAAAACUCAUCAGAUGCCCUUGGACACAGCCCGAGCGAUGGGUCGAAAGUGAAAAAGCUGCUCUCGAAGCAGCAGAGUCAACGAUUGUCAGAGAGGGACUCUGAGCGAAAAAGUCACCGAAGGGAGGAUCUGCGUAAGGUAAAUCCAAGGAAUGGCAAUCAUUCAUCAGCUUCGAGUAAUAGUAACCCUAGUGCCCUUUCAGAUUUCUCAUUAGGUUCUGCAUCGCCAACCACCUCUGCUAAUAAGAAACUCAAAGCGGAUGAAGAGGCAGCAAGUCGAAUGGAGGUUGUUGUAGAAAAUUCGCAGGAUUGGAGUGUUAGUCAGGAAAGAACCAAGUCAAAUGAGAGUGAUAAGCCUUUUUCCUAUGGUCCAGUUUUACCUCCACUGUUAGUUAGAGGUUCGAGUCCGGAUCCAAGGCCUGUCGAUGAUCAAGAAGAGGGCGAAAUAGUUGUAAAAAUGGCAGUUGUACAGAGUGAGCGUGUAGAGAAUGGUGAGAGGGAGGAGCUAGAGAAAGAGAAAGUGAUUGGACCCUCGUUACCAGCGACGUGUGUCGAAUCGAGUGACCCAGACCUUGAAGAUGUUCUUUCCCCGAGUGUGAAAGAAGCAAAUCUUGAGCGUGAAGAAGCGGUCAUUAAACGUGAAGCUGAAGAAGAAGAAGAGUCUAGUGGAGUUGUUCGGGAAGAAUCUUUGAAAGGAUCCUCUCAGCCCCGAAUUAUUGGGCCAAGCUUGCCGGCUCAUUUUCUACCACAAACGGAAGUGAGUAGUGAUGAAGAAGAUACUUUUGGACCUGCUUUGCCGCCUCAUUUGGCAAAGAAAGAUCAGUCCGAGAGUCGAGUUUUUGGACCAACGCUGCCUAGUGAAUUGACGUCUGAGGAUGUUCAGUCUGCUGACGAGUUAGAUGAUGAGGAUAUCAUUGGACCUUUGCCGCCUGAUCAUCCAGCUGCGAGGAGCAGUAUUGUCCAGCAAAGUCUUGAGUUCAGGGCUAGGAGGAUCCAGAGUGCAUUUAUGGCACAGCAAGUACCCAAGGAGAAGAAAAGGGAAGAAUGGAUGACUGAGUUGCCUGACAUCCGGUCUGCUGCGUUGGGUUUGGGACCUCGAAAAUUCAAAGCUCGAGCUGGUCCUGAUUUGUCUGACAGAUCUUCUUGGACAGAUACUCCUGCCGAUAGAGCUCGAAAAGAACAAGAAAGGGCGGAGGAGAGAUUAGCAGCUUUAGUCACGGAAAAAGCAAUGGUCCACGAAAUUUCCACCUCGAAAGAAGACGUUUCCGAGAAAUCGACAAAGCGUCCGAAGUCGUUAAUGGAAUUGCACCAAAAGAAAUUGAAGAAAAAGAGGAAGAAGGAAGAAAAAGAGGCUAAAGAAAAAGGCAAACAACCCACAAGACGACCCUUCGAUCGAGACGUCGACCUGCAAGCGAACAGAUUUGACGAAUCACAGAAGAAACAUGUCUUAAUGAAGGCUCAGUUACUCGACGAUAGAUUUGCUCGAGGAAGUAUAUAAGAAACCCUCAUUUUUUCACUGAGCGUUUAAUUCAAAAUGGACAGAAACUGCACUAUAACAAUGUGAUAAGUAUAAAAAUAGAUGUACAGGUAUUAUAAAUGAAUAAUAUCAAUAAAAAAAAAUAUAUAUGCUAUCCAGCAUAGAAACAUAACUUCAAAAAAAAUGCUACUUCUAAAAAAUUGUUGAUUUUGCACUAAACGCUCGAGCGAGGAAGGAAAAUAUUGUAUAAAGUAUACCCAAUCAUUUUUUUAAUUAAACUCUAUUUUCGAUAUUCCUUUACUGGACUCGUUCUAUGGUCAGUUGAUAAUUAAUCAAGCGAAAUCUGAUAAAACGUUUUUUAACUAUUCGAGAUUUGACUUUUUCACAUUGUACUUUAAUAUCUAGAAAUGAAUGUCAAGCGGCACUCUUGUUUAGAGAAUGUUGGCUUGUUGCUGACGAAUGUAAAAUAUACAUUAGCAUGUAUCGUAUCUAGCUUUCUGUACAAGGUGACUAGAUAGCCUUUUGAAUCAAAGAAGAGAUUUAAAAAGCAGGUAUUCGGCACCUAUUAAUCACUUCGUAGGAAUUUAUCGUUUGUACAAACUGAAGCGCAUUUAGCAAGAAAGAAAAAAAAUCUGUCAAUGGCUCAUAAAUUAUUGCAUUAUUAUCUCGUUGGAUAAUACGCUUCCAUUGCUGGAACGUUUUAUCAAUCGAGGGGUAUUUUGUGACCCAAUUUCAGACGAUCGUGUUCGGAGUUCCCUAGAAUUUGUCGUAGAUUUUAUUUAAUACGAAAUUCGAUAGGCUUCUUAAUUUUGUAAAUAUCUUAUUAGCCCUGUUGCGAUCACAUUGAAAUAAUGAUUUAUGAUUCUUAAAGUAACCAAUUUUGCAGAGUUAUUGGAAAUUUUAUCUGUGACUGUUUGCACUUUUUGGACCCACUUUUGAAUUUGCAAAGGCGGGUCUUUUGCAGAAAGAAUAAUUUUGUAUCUCGUAAGUAAUAUUAUUGACACGUAUAAGUUGCGAAGAUCUCUUGUCAUGCCGAUGCUUGAACUGAAUUGUGCCCAUGUGUAAUGUUAAAUAAAAAAAGAUUUUUAUGCAU
Belonocnema kinseyi is the source of this 3769-nucleotide messenger RNA. RefSeq names its product zinc finger CCCH domain-containing protein 13. Bases 406 to 2697 code for a protein of 763 amino acids. The record is from RefSeq and is a predicted model, not a curated record. NCBI's taxonomy places the organism in Eukaryota, Metazoa, Arthropoda, Insecta, Hymenoptera, Cynipidae. The transcript has 5 exons.